Bactrocera dorsalis (oriental fruit fly) is the source of this 3000-nucleotide messenger RNA. RefSeq lists its product as uncharacterized. Gene Ontology annotation, molecular function: nucleic acid binding. The record is from RefSeq and is a predicted model, not a curated record. The transcript is spliced from 5 exons. Lineage: Eukaryota; Metazoa; Arthropoda; Insecta; Diptera; Tephritidae. Gene Ontology annotation, biological process: DNA integration. The coding region runs from base 1 to 3000 and encodes 999 amino acids.
AUGACAAACGACAGCCUUAUACAGGAGCUAGUGCAGCAGCGACAAAGAUUCGCAGCAUCGUUGCUCGAACAGCAGAAACAGUGGAUGCAAUCAAUUCAGCAGUCCAUAUUCAACGCUGACAAUCCUAAUCGUAUAAAAGAAGCAACAGUGGUUCUACCGUUCCACGCAUUUAAUAAAGACCAUCAGAAUUGGGAAUCCUACCUGGAGCAACUUUCUCAACAUUUUAUGGCGUAUUCGUCGAAACGUCAUGUAGUCGCAGCUCGUUAUGAAUUUUUUAAGCGAGAAAUGAAGCAUACGCAAACGCACCGUGAAUGGGUUGCCGAACUUCGUGGAAUUGCAAGGGAAUAUGAAAUGAUUCGCGAUCAAAUCAUACUUAACACGCCACACGAUCAAGUCCGCGCAGCCGCUCUUCAAAAAUUACAACCAUCAUUAGAAGACGUACUCUUAAUAGCUGAAACACACGAGACAACAACAAAAACAGUAGCAACCAUCAAAGAGAAUCCGAAUUCAUCCACCAUGCAGGUGAACACAAUGCAGACACGCAAAAAUUGGAAAAAAACGACUAAAGAUAAUAAAAGUGCCAAAAAGGGACACAUUGCCGCAGUUUGUACAUCCAAUCAGAGCAGAAAUAUUAGAAAAAGCACAACGAUUCCAGAGCGAAAAGGGAAUCAAAACAAACAAGAAAAUGAACAAUAUGUUAGUACCUUGGAUGCAGUGAACAUUGUAAAUGGCAUAAUAGAAGUUGAAGCAAAUAAAAAGUGUAUCAAUUUAGAAAUUUUUAACAAAGUAAUACAGUUUCAAUUAGAUUCGGGCGCAACCGUUUCAAUAAUCAAUUUAAAGACGUAUAACAUAUUGAAUAGACCGAAAUUACAAAAGUGUACAAAAACAUUAUAUGCAUUUGGUCGGCAGCCUAUUCCAAUAUUAGGUGAAUUGCACACUAAAGCAAAGUGUGGAAAUAAGCAAAAGCGCAUUGCUGUAAUAGUUGCAAAUAUAGAAAAUGCUAACAAUCUAUUUGGGCUAGAUUUGUUCAAAGAAUUCGGUUUUGAAAUCACCCAAAUUGAUAACGUAGUUGAUAAAGGUGAAUACAUCAAACAAAUUGAAGAUUUAUGCAAUAAAUAUGAAACAGUAUUUGACAAUACAAAUGCUGGCGUGAUAAAGCAUUUUAAAGCAAGUAUACGUAUGCAGACCACUGCCAUACCAAAAUUUUAUAAAAGCAGGCAAAUACCGUUCGCGCAAAUAUUAAAAUUUCGUGAGGAAGCAGAUAGGCUGAUUAAUACCGGAAUUUGGAAACCAGUUAAAUUUGGUAACUGGGCGUCACCAAUCAUCUUAGUACCAAAACCAGAUGGGUCGGUAAGAAUAUGCGGUGAUUUUAAAGUAACAAUUAAUUCACAAUUAGAUAUUGAGCAAUAUCCAUUGCCAACACGAGAGUCGCUAUUACAUACAAUACGACCGGGUACACAUUUUUCGAAAUUAGAUUUAAAAGAUGCUUAUUUACAGAUGGAGUUGGAUGAAGAUUCCAAACAAGUAAUGGUAGUCAAUACACCUUUAGGAUUGUUCCAGUAUCAACGACUUCCAUAUGGUAUUGCCAGCGCAUCCGCAAUUUUUCAGCGUUAUCUCGAACAACUCCUCAAUGGUAUAGAAGGAUGUGGAAAUUAUUUGGAUGACAUUAUUAUAACCGCACCGUCAUUGCAAGAACAUGUAAAUCGAGUAGAACAAGUAAUCAAAAUUCUCGAAGACAACGGUAUCAAGUGCAAAAAGGAAAAAUGUUUCUUUUUGAAGGAAGAAAUUGAGUACUUGGGUAGAAGAGUAAGCGCUAAGGGAAUCCUUCCAGACUAUUCAGGCAUUCAAGCAGUUAAGCAACUGAAACCACCUAUGAAUAUAACGCAACUAGAAGCUUUUAUAUUUAGCAAGCAUCUACCACAAAUGACUUCGCACCGUAUUCAACGUUGGGCCAUCAUACUUAUGGCAUAUCAAUUCGAUAUCAAGUAUCGUAAUACACACGCACAUGGUAAUGCGGAUGCACUCUCUCGUUUACCUCAAAAUAUUCUAGAACUCUUACAUGAUGGACAUUGGGGAACCGUAAGAAUGAAGCAAAAAGCACGACAUCACGUUUGGUGGCCAAACAUCGAUGACGACAUAGCCAAUGUGACACGUCAAUGUGAAAUUUGUAAAGUUGGCAAUCCAGCUCCUAUACGUCAAUACCUUAGUUGGCCAGAAGCGAAAGCACCAUGGGAAGGCGUUCAUAUCGACUUCGCAGGCCCUAUAUUCGAUUCUAUGUGGCUUAUAUGCGUCGACGCUUAUUCUCAACUUCCAUUCGUAACUCAGUUAUCGUCAACUACAACAGAUAAUACUAUACAUUCUUUAAAAUCAAUUUUCGCCAUAGAAGGUUUACCUAAUACACUGGUUAGUGAUAAUGGACCUCAGCUAACAUCCGACGCAUUUCAACAAUUUUGCAAGUUACAUGGUAUUACGCACAUAACAACUGCACCGUUUCAUCCAGCAUCUAACGGACUUGCGGAGCGUUUUGUCCAAACAUUUAAAACCGCAGUUCCAAAAAAUAUCAAUGAAGGUCUAUCCGUCAGAUGCGCCGUAGUCAAAUUUUUAACUACUUAUCGUUUUACUCCUUAUUCGAAUGGUAAAACACCUGCUGAACUUCUCCAUGGUCGCUCAGUUCGUACUAUGUUAACUCAACUUUUUGAGGCACCAGCACAAUCAAAAUCUAAGGUCGUAGACAAAUACAAAUUUCACCCUAAUGAACUAGUAUACGCUAGAAACUUCGCGAAAGGAGAAAAGUGGAUCAAAGGAAAUAUAAUUCAACCGAUUGGAAAAAUGAUGUUUUUAGUAAAGUCAAACAUAGGUACCAUACGACGACAUAUUAACCAACUCAAACCAAGAUCAAACGCAAAAGGUAAUAACAAAACACCCAGCAUAAUACUCCCAGAUCAAUGGAUACCUGUACCUGAAUCGACAUCCACACAUUCAAUACCGGUCAUGUUGUAA